Molecule: messenger RNA, 3068 nt
Organism: Oryctolagus cuniculus (rabbit)
Lineage: Eukaryota; Metazoa; Chordata; Mammalia; Lagomorpha; Leporidae
Gene: TLE1
Product: TLE family member 1, transcriptional corepressor
Biological process (GO): regulation of DNA-templated transcription; negative regulation of canonical Wnt signaling pathway
Cellular component (GO): nucleus; transcription regulator complex
Molecular function (GO): transcription corepressor activity; protein binding
Source: RefSeq, a predicted model, not a curated record
GUGGCCAGCGCGCUCCCCGCUUCUGCCCGGCUGAAUUGUCCUCGGCGGGAUUAAAGUUGGAAAUUGAGCGGAGAAUUGAGUUGCCCGGGAACAGAGCUGCGGCCGCCGCCAGAAGAGCAAUGUUCCCGCAGAGCCGGCACCCGACGCCGCACCAGGCUGCAGGCCAACCCUUCAAGUUCACUAUCCCUGAGUCCCUGGACAGGAUUAAGGAGGAAUUCCAGUUCCUGCAGGCGCAGUAUCACAGCCUUAAAUUGGAAUGUGAGAAACUGGCAAGUGAAAAGACAGAAAUGCAGAGACACUAUGUGAUGUAUUAUGAAAUGUCAUAUGGAUUAAACAUUGAAAUGCAUAAACAGACUGAAAUCGCCAAGAGAUUGAAUACGAUUUGUGCACAAGUCAUCCCAUUUCUGUCUCAGGAACAUCAACAACAGGUGGCUCAGGCUGUCGAACGUGCCAAACAGGUGACCAUGGCAGAGUUGAAUGCCAUCAUCGGGGUACGUGGCCUACCAGGUCUACCUCCUACACAGCAGCAGUUGCAAGCUCAGCAUCUUUCUCAUGGCCACGGACCCCCAGUGCCCCUAACGCCUCACCCUUCGGGACUGCAGCCUCCUGGAAUCCCGCCCCUCGGGGGCAGCGCCGGCCUCCUCGCGCUGUCGAGUGCUCUGAGUGGGCAGUCUCACUUGGCAAUAAAAGAUGACAAGAAGCACCACGAGGCAGAGCACCACAGAGAGAGAGAGCCGGGCACAAGUAAUUCCCUCUUGGUCCCAGAUGGUCUAAGAGGCACAGAUAAACGCAGAAAUGGGCCUGAAUUUUCCAAUGAUAUCAAAAAAAGGAAGGUGGAUGAUAAGGACUCCAGCCACUAUGACAGUGAUGGUGACAAAAGUGAUGACAACUUAGUUGUGGAUGUGUCUAAUGAGGACCCUUCCUCUCCCCGAGCAAGUCCUGCCCAUUCACCCCGGGAAAAUGGAAUCGACAAAAACCGCCUGCUAAAGAAAGAUGCCUCAAGUAGCCCGGCAUCCACGGCCUCCUCUGGAAGCUCCACUUCUUUGAAAUCCAAAGAAAUGAGCUUGCAUGAAAAAGCCAGCACGCCUGUUCUGAAAUCCAGCACGCCGACGCCACGGAGCGACAUGCCAACGCCGGGCACCAGCGCCACUCCAGGACUCCGUCCAGGCCUUGGCAAGCCUCCAGCCAUGGAGCCCCUUGUCAACCAAGCGGGAUUUGGUUUUCAAUUGGAAUUGGUACCAGGGAAUGGAAAGUUCGGACUGAAGGAGAAAUCUUGGAUUUUAUCGAGAAAAUCUUCUUUUGAGAUUAAGUCAGCAGCCGGUUUGAGGACGCCCCUGGCGGUGCCUGGCCCGUACCCUGCUCCCUUCGGGAUGGUGCCCCAUGCCGGCAUGAACGGCGAGCUGACCAGCCCCGGGGCAGCUUACGCCAGUUUACACAACAUGUCUCCACAGAUGAGUGCUGCAGCCGCCGCGGCCGCUGUGGUGGCCUACGGGCGCUCCCCCAUGGUUGGCUUUGAUCCGCCCCCUCACAUGAGAGUCCCCACCAUCCCUCCAAACCUGGCGGGAAUCCCCGGGGGAAAACCUGCAUACUCCUUCCAUGUGACUGCAGACGGCCAGAUGCAGCCAGUCCCCUUCCCCCCCGACGCCCUCAUCGGACCUGGGAUCCCCCGACACGCUCGCCAGAUCAACACCCUCAACCACGGGGAGGUGGUGUGCGCCGUGACGAUCAGCAACCCCACGAGGCACGUGUACACGGGCGGCAAGGGCUGCGUCAAGGUCUGGGACAUCAGCCACCCUGGCAACAAGAGCCCCGUCUCGCAGCUCGACUGUCUGAACAGAGAUAAUUACAUCCGUUCCUGUAAAUUGCUACCUGAUGGCUGCACUCUCAUAGUGGGAGGGGAAGCCAGCACUUUGUCCAUUUGGGACCUGGCGGCUCCCACCCCGCGCAUCAAGGCAGAGCUGACAUCCUCGGCCCCCGCCUGCUACGCGCUGGCCAUCAGCCCCGAUUCCAAGGUCUGCUUCUCCUGCUGCAGCGACGGCAACAUCGCCGUGUGGGACCUGCACAACCAGACCUUAGUGAGGCAAUUCCAGGGCCACACAGACGGAGCCAGCUGUAUUGACAUUUCUAACGAUGGCACCAAGCUCUGGACGGGCGGCUUGGACAACACGGUCAGGUCCUGGGACCUGCGCGAAGGGCGGCAGCUGCAGCAGCACGACUUCACCUCACAGAUCUUCUCCCUUGGAUACUGCCCAACGGGGGAGUGGCUGGCCGUGGGCAUGGAGAGCAGCAAUGUGGAAGUCCUGCACGUGAAUAAGCCUGACAAGUACCAGCUGCACCUCCAUGAGAGCUGUGUGCUCUCCCUGAAGUUUGCCUAUUGUGGUAAAUGGUUUGUGAGUACUGGAAAAGAUAACCUCCUCAAUGCUUGGCGGACUCCUUAUGGAGCCAGUAUAUUCCAGUCCAAAGAGUCCUCGUCUGUGCUGAGCUGCGACAUCUCGGUGGAUGAUAAGUACAUAGUGACUGGCUCAGGGGACAAGAAGGCUACAGUCUAUGAAGUCAUCUACUGAAAACGUUAUGUGGUUUCACGUUUAUAGUUGAAUUGGGCCAAAAUGUUUUGAAUUUGUAGAAAUAGAAAAGUUGUAACUUUAAAGAGAAAAAAAAAACACAAAAACUUGUUUCCAGACUUUGACAUGACACGACUUUGGGUCUACGAAGAGGAGACGAGGAGUCUGUCCAUCCAGCAGAAGGUCAGCCAUCUACCCAAACUGAGUGGAGCACCGAGGCCAUGUGGACAGAGGGCAGAGGAGCGGAACCAGCCGGCCGCCGUGGAGCCUGCUGUUGUCUUUUGGGCACUCCGUCAAUCACGCCUGCCCGAGUGUGAGAUAAUCUUUCUGUUCCUUGCAGUUCACCUCAUGUUCUGUCCUUCGUAGAGCAGUGGUGUCUCCGAUGAACUUGUUUCCUGGUUUUGCAUCUUGUGAAAAAUUUUUUUUUGUAUUUUUGUUGAAGGUUAAACAUUUGUAUAAAUUGUAAAUAUAUUUGGUUUAUUACAGUAAAGGCUUUAGUACCAAUAA